AUGUUAUAUGAUCCAAACACUUAUAAAGGAAUUAAGGGUGGCACUUAAUUUAAUGAAACUGAAUUUUUUGAUGCUAUAGCAAAUAAGGCUCCUAAAAGCAAGUCUAUCCAAUCUAACAUAAGGGUCUAAAACCAACCUAAGAUUCUUUAUAAAAACUAAAAAUAGUCUACUUAAAGUGCAGAAAAAAAGUACACUUCUCCACAAAUCAAGUCCCCUUUAAAAUUGUUUGCUUAUAAGCAAAGUGGAUCCUCUUGUUCUUUAAAUAGUGAUGAAUAUAUUUUGAAAAUAAAGUAAUGGAAUUAAAAUAUGAUGAAUAAAAUAGCUAGAACUUAAUAAUCCUCUCCACCUAAGAAAGGCAUACUCAAUUAAUGCAUAGACUCUUAUAUGAAAAAAUAAAAAUGUAAACAGUUUAUUUCAUCAAUAUGA
Messenger RNA from Paramecium octaurelia, 426 nucleotides. The record is from the annotation of a GenBank genome assembly. NCBI's taxonomy places the organism in Eukaryota, Ciliophora, Oligohymenophorea, Peniculida, Parameciidae.